Cutaneotrichosporon oleaginosum is the source of this 648-nucleotide messenger RNA. RefSeq lists its product as uncharacterized. NCBI's taxonomy places the organism in Eukaryota, Fungi, Basidiomycota, Tremellomycetes, Trichosporonales, Trichosporonaceae. The record is from RefSeq and is a predicted model, not a curated record.
AUGUCUGAGCCAGAGCUGCCCCGCCCGCCGCCCAAGCGGCCAUACGACUCGCUUUUUACGCCGCGUCAAGCGGUGCCGGUACCUCCAGCGACGCCGCGGCGGCCGUACGAUUCGCUCUUCACCCAUGGCCGUCCAAGUGGCCUCCCCCCUCCUCCUCCUCUCGACGCUUCAGCAGGCCGGUUUCGCCGUGCCUGGCACGCAUUCAAGUAUGCUGGCCCACCCCGCCUCCCGCCCCUCACCGCAAAAUUCGUGAGCUACCUCCCCCUCUUCCUCCUGCUGUGGAAGGGCAACGAGUGGACCAUGAACGAGAUCAUGGUCUACCAGCACCCGGCAUUUGUCUCGGACGCGCAAGGCCGGCUGCAGUGGGGCGGGCGGGCGAGCCUCUUCGGCGUGGUGGGAAUCGUGCAAGAGGCAGGCGGGGGAGUCGCAUUCGCAAGGCUGAAGUGGGCGUUCCACGCCGCAUUCAUCAUCAAUUCAUCCGAACGAACGCGACGCAGCUUCUCCAGGUUGCCGGUUCUCGGGUGGUUCGAGGAUGCAACGGCUUGGGCUGCGUUCAAGGUCCUGCCUGCGCCGCUGGCUGCCGGACUGACGCCGUUCGCACGCAGGCCAUGGGACGAGCCAGAGGAGAGUCGUGCAGCUCAGCACUGA